AUGUCACCCACAAUGCAGUCGGAAAGUGUGGCCGAAGAGACACCGCUCGAACCGACUGCCGACCAACCAUUCCAUCAACCGUCGCGUAUGGACCAUCGAACCAACCGAUGCCGGAAGCGGCUACUGCACCUUGGGGACAGUCUGUUUUCGCUGUUUGUGAUAACGCCGCUAGUGGUAGCGCAUUGGCGCGGCACCUGGGGUUGGAUGGAUCUGAACGGAUCACACUUUCCUGGGUGGUUGUGUUUUCUGCUGGGCGCUACCUUGCACACGACGUUCGCACUGUUACGGGAGCCACUGAAUGCAGCGUUAGCCCUAUCCCGGAAUGCACCGAAAAGUCAUUGGAAAACGUUGAAACGGUGGAUGGUUAACCGGAUGUACACGUACGCGUUCAGUAUGGGAUGUUUGAUGCAUUGGCGAGGUGGAUGGAACGUGAUGGAGUUGUACUUUGCGUUUAAUCUUCUGCCCGCCCUUUCGAUAUCCGCGAUCUGUCUCGUGGGGCUGGUAUGGGCGAAAUCGGUCCGAAAUUUGCUAGCGCCACCAUUCAUCAUCCUCACCGAUCGAAAGGAGGCAAUGUUUAGCUUUCCGACGCGCUUCAGGAUGAAGGGCUCCAAAGAUCCCGGCCUAUACGUGCUCGACUGUAUGUUUAGCGUGUUAGUUAUCGGUUCACUGGUGGUGUUUGUUUGGCGUGGCCUUUGGGUGCUUCUCGACCUGAAGCUCUUCCCAGAAGAUCAUGGCACCUCGGCAUGGGCCUCAAUAAUUAUAGGUUAUGGUGUGACGGGAGUGACCUUCUCACUGCAGCCGCUAAUGCGAUGGACCUGCGACCGGUUGACCGGUUUCUGGCGCGUGGUGGUCGCAGAUCUGUUUCUAUUCUUUAGCUUCAUUGGCACAAUCAACGUGUGGCGAGGUGUUUGGCAAGCGCUCGAUACAUACUUUCUGCCCAAUGAACCUCUUCUGAGCAACUGGAUAACGCACGGUGCCGCUCUGCUACUGCUGAUACUACUCAACUGCUCCAACUCGGUCCUGGUGCGUGGUGUCUACAUCGAUGCGGAAGAACCUGCCGGACAGUGUGUCGUUUUCCCCGUCUACUACAUCCGGCUGUUCUUCCAGAAGGAGCGCAAGAAGAAGCAACGCCGCUUGUUUGAUGCACUCGAGCGGGCUGAUCUUAACAGUACCAGUGGUGUGCUACAGGACAAGAAGCAUCACCAACAUCAAGAUCAUAAGCCUCCGCAGCAACAGCAACAACAAAAGGAGCCUCAACAUCACAUCACCGCGGACCAAAACCAUCAGGUGAUCCGCAACCUGGAAGCCGUACCGCUUACCAUAAUAGACGAUCCAAAGAGCAACGGUGAUCAUAGUAGUCAAGCGCCUAGAAUGUAAGUCUACCACGUAAGAAA
Molecule: messenger RNA, 1394 nt
Organism: Anopheles maculipalpis
Lineage: Eukaryota; Metazoa; Arthropoda; Insecta; Diptera; Culicidae
Gene: fusl
Exons: 5
Coding region: 1-1377 (458 amino acids)
Biological process (GO): neuron-neuron synaptic transmission; neuromuscular synaptic transmission; clustering of voltage-gated calcium channels
Cellular component (GO): presynaptic membrane
Source: RefSeq, a predicted model, not a curated record